AUGCACUACAGUGACUUACUUGAGCUUGAUGACCUGCUUAAUCCUACAGAUGAUCUUCUGGAGGCUAUCUAUUCGAACACAAAGCUAGAUUUCCUCCUUCGGGGUGCCAACAACAAGGAAGUCGCCGCUCCAAGUAAUGCAAGUACUGGUAACAAUGAAUCUAGUGCUGAUGAGGGAAAUCUACUAGAAGAAGAAACUGCUUUGAUCAAAACAGAAGACAAAGAAGUCCAAAACCGGUUUAAAGUACCAACCAAUUCAUUAAAAAAAGUUCUUGUGGGUGCUCAUGAGGGCUGGGUCCGUUCUUUGACUGUGGACCCAGUUUCAAACGAGUGGUUUGUCUCUGGAGGCGGUGACAGCAAGAUCAAAAUAUGGGACUUGGCUAGCGGAUCCUUAAAGGCAUCACUUGAUGGCCACAUUAUGGCAGUGAGGGCGCUUACAGUGUCUAAACGGUAUCCAUAUCUCUUUUCAGGUGCAGAGGACAAGACAGUAAGAUGCUGGGACUUGGAAAGAACAAAUUCCCCCGCAGGAUGUCAAAUUAGAGACUAUCACGGCCACGUUGGUGGAAUUUACGCCAUAGAUUUACAUCCAGAGCUUGAUUUGCUAUUUACUGGUGGACGAGAUGCUGUCGUACGAGUGUGGGAUAUACGAAGUCGAACUCAAGUGAUGGUACUUACAGGCCAUCGAGGUGACGUUUCAAGCAUUGUAUCCCAAGUUGGUGAUCCCCAGGUUUGCUCGUCGUCAAUGGAUGGCACUGUUCGUCUUUGGGACUUGAGAAAGCAGAAGACACAUUUAACUUUGACCCAACAUAGCAAAUCGGUUCGCCUGUUGGUGAUGCAUCCACACGAAAUGACCAUGGCGUCUUGUGACUCCACAGGACGCAUACGAGAAUGGCUACUCCCUGGAGGAGAGCUUCUUUCUGAAUUUGGCAAGACAGGAAUGGAUGCAAUGUCUCCAGUGAUCAACACAAUGGCUAUCAAUCCAACAUCAAACGAGCUUUUCGCCGGUCACGCAGACGGCAAAAUGGCUUUUUACGACUACGAAUCGGGACAAGAGUUGUCCACUGUUUUGCAAAACCCUGUUCCAGGGAACGAUACCUGUACUAUUUAUACAUCAGCCUACGACAUGCUGGGUUUGCGUCUUAUUACUGGCCUGAGCGACAAGAGCAUCAAAAUAUGGAGCACAGAGGACUCUUGA
Molecule: messenger RNA, 1194 nt
Organism: Candidozyma auris
Lineage: Eukaryota; Fungi; Ascomycota; Pichiomycetes; Serinales; Metschnikowiaceae
Product: mRNA splicing protein
Exons: 1
Coding region: 1-1194 (397 amino acids)
Biological process (GO): mRNA splicing, via spliceosome
Cellular component (GO): precatalytic spliceosome; catalytic step 2 spliceosome; Prp19 complex
Molecular function (GO): protein binding
Source: RefSeq, a predicted model, not a curated record